CCAGGCCACGUCGCGCUGCUCUCGCCAUCUUUUAACUGGGGAGUACUGGAAGGGCCGAAGAUCCGUGUGUUUCUAUCAGUUUUUGGGUGUUGUGUUUGAGCUCCAGCUGUGUCGGUAUCCCUUUUCUCAUCCCUGGAUACCUUUUCUCUACCUUUCUCUCUCUGCGGACGGAAUCAUGAAUAUUUUUAGGCUGACUGGAGAUCUGUCGCAUUUAGCUGCUAUCAUCAUCCUACUGCUGAAAAUAUGGAAGAGCAGGUCAUGUGCAGGUAUAUCUGGGAAAAGCCAGUUUCUGUUUGCACUGGUUUUCACAACACGCUACUUGGACCUUCUGACUUCGUUUAUCUCCCUGUACAACACUACGAUGAAGAUUAUCUACGUUGGUUGUGCGUAUGCCACGGUGUACCUGAUCUAUGCCAAGUUCAAAGCCACCUAUGAUGGCAAUCACGACACUUUUAGGGUGGAGUUCCUGGUCGUUCCUGUGGGUGGCCUCGCUUUUCUCGUCAACCACGACUUUUCUCCUCUGGAGAUCCUUUGGACUUUCUCCAUCUACUUGGAGUCUGUAGCCAUCCUUCCUCAGCUGUUUAUGAUCAGUAAGACUGGGGAAGCUGAGACCAUCACCACACACUAUCUGUUCUUCCUGGGCCUCUAUCGUGCUCUUUAUCUCAUCAAUUGGGUGUGGCGCUUCUACUUCGAAGGCUUCUUCGACAUGAUCGCCAUCGUGGCAGGCGUCGUUCAGACCAUCCUUUAUUGCGAUUUCUUCUAUCUCUAUGUAACAAAAGUGCUUAAAGGGAAGAAGCUGAGUUUACCAGCUUAAGGAGUGAUAGAGACGCAGAGCUUCAGUGUGGUGUGCAGAAGCGCAGGACACAUCACUGACGUCACACUCGUGUAAGACGCCCAGAGGAGUGCAACAUGGAUCUGCUAUUUCCUUCAACCCCCUGAGCAGCUCUGGGACACUUCUGGAUUCAAACUGUGGUAAUCACACAGCUCCUCCUCCAGUAUCCACGUUUUAUUACUUACUCAGAUAAAAGAAAUGAACCGUAUUCUGUCAGAAAGAUCACUUCACUUCAAUUGAGUAUAAAGCUGUUAAAAUAAUAAUAAUAAAAAAAAAAUCAGAUGUAUGAGUGUAUGAUGGUUGAUGGGCUUAUUCUUAUGCAGGGUUUUUGUUUUUGUAAAACAUUUGAAAUUCGAGUGAAUGUACCACAUUUUCUAGAGCGUAAGCCGGGACAUUUCUAGUUGUUGCCCUUUAAUCGGUCCCCCAAGGAGUUUUAACGAGAUUUUUGCAGCCAAAACUGCAAUACGAAUUGCACAGGGUUUUUUUUUUCUUUUACUUUUAUUCCUUUUUUUUUCCCUUUCAGUCCUGGAGAAACUCUAACAGAUGCUACAGUCACUGCAAAAACCUUAAUCGCUCUACAAUCGAGUCUUUAAUGUAGACGUGUUAGUCCAGUACUUACUGGAAAAUGAAAUCAUCAGUUCAGUCUUUGAUGUGCUGAUAAACCAAAAUAUUGUCGUCAUGGCGAUCACCAAAUCGAGGAUCCCAGCACGACGAGGUCCGUAGCUCCGUAAAUGGUCGGUGAGGAGCUUUUAACGUUUACAAAACUUUCCAGAAGCGUUUAGUCUUCACACGGACCUGACACACGGAUUCAGGAUAUGGAAGCAACACUGAACCACUACAACACACACCAACAACCAAACAUUAGACUGCGAGUGUGUUCGUGAAAUGCAGCUUUAGAGGCAGUGGAAAGAUCCGGUGACGUCAACACGAUUUAGGAUCUAAAUUUGACUGGAAGGGUUUAGUACACCAGAGCGACUUAUUUUCUGGAAAAUAUGGUACAUUUAUUUAUAGAAACUGCCGAGCCGAUUACUCUGUGGUAAAAUGUAUUGAAUUUUGUGUGUUUUGUUUUUUUUUUUAAGCUCAAAAUAUAGUUCUCAUGCUCUGGUCAGCUCUUCUUUUUUCCCUCCUUUUUAAAUUUUUUUAAAAAAUUUUUUUUAAUUAAUUUAUUAUUUUUUUAAAUUUACAUGAUAAAACAGGCACCUUUUAAGCAAAUUGUGACUAUUUUCGAAUAAUCGUGUUUGUAUCAUCCCCAACGAGUUGAACGUUCCCACAUGAAUUCUCUUGCAGUAUUGACACACUGUCUUAUAUUUCUAAUUUAAGUAAAUUAUUUUAUUAAUUGGGCAUUAUUUGCUUGCUCAAGUAAUGCAUUCUGAUUUCUGUUUGCUUUCGAAUAAUCUGAGCUGACUCGCGCCUUAUCCCAUCACUCUGAAAGUCUGGUGUAUGAAAAUUGUUCAAUUUAUCAAGAUUGUAUAGAAUGUAACGGAGGAAUUAACAGUUUUUCAUGAAUAGAUAUUACUUUUUACCUGAAUUACCCACAGAGCUGUAAAGCAUGUUAUGUAUAUUGAGUUUUCCUUAUAUAAUAAGCCUUAUUUUUAAUUUCUGAAGGAAGGGCAUUCUUGCAAAUUGGGUGUAAAGAGUUUUACUGAGUGGUGUUUACGUCUGUUUCUCUUUUUAAUUUUUAAAAUCAAUAAUUUUUUUAAAAUUAACCUUCACAUGACUUCUGGCUCAAAUAAAGAUUGUUUGGGAGAUGC
Molecule: messenger RNA, 2583 nt
Organism: Tachysurus fulvidraco (yellow catfish)
Lineage: Eukaryota; Metazoa; Chordata; Actinopteri; Siluriformes; Bagridae
Gene: kdelr2b
Product: KDEL endoplasmic reticulum protein retention receptor 2b
Exons: 5
Coding region: 176-814 (212 amino acids)
Biological process (GO): endoplasmic reticulum to Golgi vesicle-mediated transport; protein retention in ER lumen
Cellular component (GO): endoplasmic reticulum; cis-Golgi network; membrane
Molecular function (GO): ER lumen protein retrieval receptor activity
Source: RefSeq, a predicted model, not a curated record